Messenger RNA from Tachysurus vachellii, 852 nucleotides. RefSeq names its product endonuclease, polyU-specific 2 (gene endou2). NCBI's taxonomy places the organism in Eukaryota, Metazoa, Chordata, Actinopteri, Siluriformes, Bagridae. The record is from RefSeq and is a predicted model, not a curated record. Bases 1 to 852 code for a protein of 283 amino acids. Gene Ontology annotation, molecular function: RNA endonuclease activity. The transcript has 6 exons.
AUGAUUGAACAUGACCCUGACCUGUCAGCUGUAGCGCAGGAGCUGUGGGACAACGACAUCCAUCGCCUGAGACCUGGGACUGACUACUGCAUAUCUCUGCAAAAUAAAGCAGCUCAUCUGUCAGACCUCAACGAUGGGAAUCAAGCAGCUGGAUCUCCUUUAUUCACAUAUGUGGAUGAAACCAUUUUUAAAAAAGAAACUUUCUUGGCCUUCAUUUCACUUCUGGAUAAUUAUGAGAGUGAUACAGGGGUACCGGAGGUCGUGACCCCGGAGGAGGAGGAGGAGAAUCUCAGGUUUUUGGACUCUAUGAUAAAGACUCCUGUAAUGAAGAUUGUCCAUAACUAUCUAGUAAAGAAGAAACUCUCUGCCUCUGAUACAUCAGUGUUUAAGGAGCAGCUGCACCACAUCUGGUUCGAGCUCUAUGCCAGGAGAGGAUCCAGCAGACCAGACUCUUCAGGGUUCGAGCAUGUCUUUGUAGGUGAAACUAGAGGUGGACACACUGUUAUCGGUUUCCACAACUGGAUUCAGUUGUACCUGCAGGAGAAACUCGGCCAUAUCGACUACAAAGGUUACAGCAUAAAAGUGAAUUCUCCAGAACCUGAUGAGAACAAACACAUCUUAGCUCUUCAGUUUAUCUGGAAGAAUGGGAUCAAGCCCAAAGGCAGCAUCUUCCUGGGAGUGAGCCCGGAGUUUGAGUUCGCUCUGUACACCCUGUGUUUCAUCACCUCUCCUAAUGAGCGUGUCAGAGUGUCCUUCAGUCUGUACGAUAUGGAGAUUGUAUGCCAUCACUACAACCAGAAGCACAUAGGAACAACCUACCCCGUCCUCAUCAGAUACCGAGAUGUCCAGUGA